CCUUCCUUCCCUCGGUCUCGGAGCGAGCGCGGAGCUGGGCGGCGGGGCGGCCGCGCGGCGCCCCCCCCCUCCCCCGGCGGCGGCGGCGACAGCGAGGACGGGCUCUGCCGGCCGCCCCGUCCAUGGGAAAGGAGCGGCCCGGGCCGGGGCGGCGCUGGCUGCAACUUCGGCGGGGCUGAGGCUGCGGAGCCGGGACGGCAGCGAGGGGCGGCCCGCGGGGGAGGAGUACGGACGGGUUCUGUCAUCCGUGAUGGCGUCAGCGCUACCCAGAACCCUCGGGGAAUUGCAGCUGUAUCGAAUACUGCAAAAGGCAAAUCUCUUGUUUUACUUCGAUGCCUUCAUUCAGCAGGGUGGAGAUGACGUCCAGCAGCUCUGUGAAGCAGGUGAAGAGGAGUUUUUGGAGAUAAUGGCCCUGGUAGGCAUGGCGAGCAAGCCGCUUCACGUGCGACGGCUGCAGAAGGCCCUGAGGGACUGGGUCACAAACCCUGGGCUUUUUAACCAGCCUCUCACUUCCUUACCAGUCAGCAGCAUUCCUAUCUAUAAACUGCCAGAAGGGUCUCCUGCGUGGCUGGGGAUAUCCUGCAAUAGUUACGAGCGGAACAGCGCUACCAGAGAGCCUCACUUGAAGAUUCCAAAAUGCGCCGCCACAACUUGCGUGCAGAGCGUGGGUGCCAGCAAAUCUGAUGUGGUGGGGAGCUUAUCGCUACAGAGCAGCAGCGAGCCGAGGCUCUGGCAAGGACAUCACACCACAGAGAGCGAGCAUAGCCUUUCCCCGGCUGACCUCGGCUCUCCCGCUUCACCAAAGGAGAACAGCGAGACGCUGGAUGCCGCUGCUGCUCUGUCAGUCGCUGAAUGCGUUGAACGUAUGGUGCCCUCCUUGCCCAAAAGUGACUUGAAUGAAGUCAAGGAGUUACUGAAAACUAAUAAGAAACUGGCAAAGAUGAUUGGUCACAUCUUUGAGAUGAGCGAUGAGGACCCUCACAAAGAGGAGGAAAUCAGGAAGUACAGUGCAAUAUAUGGCAGAUUUGACUCAAAAAGAAAGGAUGGCAAGCAUCUUACUCUCCACGAGCUGACAGUUAAUGAAGCAGCCGCUCAGCUGUGUGUGAAAGAUAACGCGCUGCUGACCAGGAGAGAUGAACUCUUCGCACUGGCUCGGCAAAUCUCUCGAGAAGUGACGUACAAGUACACGUACAGGACCACCAAAUCUAAAUGUGGAGAAAGGGAUGAACUGUCACCAAAGAGGAUCAAGAUAGAGGAUGGUUAUCCUGACUUCCAGGACGCAGUCCAAUCGCUCUAUCAGCCAGACAAAAUGCCGCUUGCUUUGGCUAAGGGAAAGAGUGAGGAUUUGGCAGCUCUUAAUUCCCAGUCUGAAAAGGUGAUGGCAAAACAGAUGGAGUUUCUUUGCAACCAGGCUGGAUUAGAGAGACGUCUUUCCACAGGGUGUUACAGGCAAAACUCAGAAGAGCACAGCCCCAAUGGCAUGUCAUUAGAUAAUGUUGAUGGACAAGGUGAAAGACCGCUGAAUCUUCGGAUGUCAAAUCUCCCCAGUCGACAGCUGCAGCACAUUGCACUCGAUGGAGAGCAGCACGUUGGAAAACCUCUGUGCAGUGAAUUGAUCCGGCUUUACCCUGGUGGUGAGGCAAAGUCCCAGUCCUCGGGCCUUGGUAUCUUAAAGGAUUUUCCUCACUCGGCUUUUAACAACAUAGAACGGAAAGUCAUAAAAACAGAACCUGAGGACACAAGAUAGUCAUCCUGUUCUGGAAACCAGUGUCAUAAUAAGGAAUGAAACUUCACGAGAGAAGAAAAAACAGCCUUAAUAACCAGUGUUGCCUCAUUCAAAUAAGAGAUUUCAAUAGCCAAAGCCUAAGAACUGGUCCAGUAAUCUGUGGAAACAGAAAAGCAAAAGACACUGCAAACUAAACAGUAAUACAGGUGGAUAAACAUUCCUGUUAAAGUGGUUUUAUAACGUGGAAAGAUUCACAAAUUAAUAUUGUGGGUCUGCUUUAUUUAAGAAUGUAUUAUGUAUUUGUAUAACUUAUCAAAGUAAAUCUAGAUGUCGGGACGUGUAUAGAGUCCAGUAGAUGUGGCUACAGUUCAUUUUACUUGAAAUUUCAGUGUCUACUUUAAGUGUACCUAGCAUAGACCUGGUUGUUAAACAUUAGAAUUACAAAUCUUCCUUGGGGAAGUAGGAUCGUGAACACCAUGACACAAUAAGCAGCAAGUUUGCAACAGCGUUUGUAGGAAAAAUGGAGGAUGGAUACAAUAUCUCUUGGUUUAAAAUGUUAUGUGGGUAUAGCAUUUGGUAGGCCUAGAGCCCAGUUGUGUAUCAUAGCAGAUGUUCUUGACGCUUGCUAUUGUUACAUCACUCUUGAUGGUUUCAACAGCCUUUGUAAUGCACUUAGAGUAGAAUACCUAUCUACAGUUCAGGAGCAUAGAAGAUGCCAAUUAGAGUAUGGAAGAGUCCAUAUUAGCGGUUCCCAUUUUGAUGUGAAGAUGUAACCAUUUGAUAUACCUUCAGUUUAUCAAUCAAUUUCAGUGCGGUUACUGAAGUUGCACCUGAUAUCCAUAAACCAUCAGGUCUUUUGGAGGUGAGAGACGAGGGAUUACGUCUUCAGAACGUGACUCCUUAUUAAGUGCUGUCCAGCCCGCGUGAUUCUAUGAAUAUACCGUAUACUGCGUUCAGUAUGCCAAUACGUUUCUUUAUGUAUGUGUUUAAUUAACAUCCGGAUUCUUUAUUUAUUUGACUGUUUUGAUUUUUUUUUUUGGUACAUUUUCACUUGUGCAGAUGUCAUUUUAUCUACGGAAAAACAACGGGCUUAAAGGGUUGGAUUUUCCCAUGCCGUGUUUGUGUGCAUCCGUCUUUCCUCCCACGUUAAGGAUUGCACUCCUGCAGUCUUAAUAGUUAUAUGCCUUAGUUUCUGAAUGCAGUUUUUUCCUACGUUGUUUUCUGGAGGAGUGAAGGAGGGCGAAAAGACAUAAGUUACCUGCGGUGGGUAGAUUUCCACAUUCAGCUGUGUACUUCAUGUCUGCAGUUUGCUCUGUGUCGUAGCUCUGUAUUAAUUCGGUCACAGUCCGUCGUACCCAAGUGCUCUGCGAAAUGUGAGCUGAAAUGUCUACACUGCAGUCUCUUAUCACUGUAAACAUACCUUAUUAUUUUAUCACUUUUGAUCUGCGGAACAAAGCUUUAUAGUAGAAACACCGGUAAACAACUUUUUAUACCAUUAAACCGCGUUGGGUUUUUUUAAUUUCCUUGAACUGUAUGGUACUGUUUCACUUCCUGAAGUAUCUUGCUUCAAGUGAUGGAGUUUGCAGCUCUGCUGUUAGAAAUAAGAGGUGGGAUGUGUAGUUGUGUUUCCUCUUUCCUGUUGUGUGAGGUAGUAGCAUGGAGGACUCUUUGGUUUGUAACGUUAGCCAGUGAACUGGUUAGUAGCUCAGUAGUUUUCAUGAGACUAUAUGGAACCUGCUAAAGGACAGCUUAAGGUUUGAACUGUGCAGCUUGAGUAAUAGAGCAGCAGGCCUCGAGACGUGCAGGAAAUGCUCUUUUUUCAACGUCUCUACCGUUGUUUGGAUCACAGAAGAAGCUCUUAAGCUUGCUGGUCUUUUCAGUUGGAGUGAGAGGAAGGAGAAAGAAGUUACUAAGCACCACGUUGUUUCAGUCGAGUCCAGAACUUCUUUUGUAAACACUAAUGUAUUAAAUUUGCUAUAAAUUAAAGUACGUAACAGUUCUAUUUUUGAGUUGUAAAUACAGUACUGUGUGUCACAACCCCUUGGUUAUCUCUAGGACGAUAUUUCAGUUGAGAAGUCCAACAGGCCAUUUCAGUCUCAGCGAGCUGGAAACCAUUUUUUUAUUUACUGGUUUGCAGCUCUAUCUAUUUUGGUUUUGUUUUUUAAACCCUGGGAGUGGAGGCGGGGAGGGUUGGGGGGGGAGUUGAUACAUUCCACAAUGGCACAUAGGUUUGGUAAUAGCGGAUAUUCAAGCAAUGGUCUUUCCACGACAGAGGUCUUGGUGGACUGCAACUUGGCUGUUGGGUGGAGUCAGGGGGAAGGUUCACCCGCAUCUGCUGUGGGCGGGUUGCUGGAUUCGGGGUACUCUGGAUCAGAAGCCAGCCCUGCAAACGAUGCCUGUUCUUAUUCACAUGUUUAUAUUGUUGCUACAAAAUAAAAUUCACCAUGAGAACUCUUUA
This is a messenger RNA of Coturnix japonica (Japanese quail), 4184 nucleotides long. RefSeq names its product NGFI-A binding protein 1 (gene NAB1). The record is from RefSeq and is a predicted model, not a curated record. Gene Ontology annotation, cellular component: nucleus. Gene Ontology annotation, biological process: negative regulation of DNA-templated transcription. NCBI's taxonomy places the organism in Eukaryota, Metazoa, Chordata, Aves, Galliformes, Phasianidae. Gene Ontology annotation, molecular function: transcription coregulator activity; transcription factor binding.